AUGUAUCGAAACCGCGUAUAUCCAGUACAAGCUGGUGCCUCCGCUCCUGCUCCCGCCCCUCCUGUGCUGCUGCCUGUGUGCAGGCACACACACGGAGGGGGCACGGGGGCGAGAGAGGCACCAGGCGCACCAGGCACUCUCACAGCCACGGCCGCACACGCGAUCUUCCACAGAGUGUCACCUCUGGGUGCAAGCCUUGCUGUCCCUGCCCCGCGCUGCCGGCGCAAGCAGGGGUAUGGGAGGGUGAGCAGGGGGAGUGCGGAGGCGGGGAGGGGUGCGUGUGUGCUGCUGCAGCAGUCCUCUGAGGGACAGAAGCCACUUGGCGUGCUCCCAUUGGCCCGAGUGCCUUGGGUGCUGAAAGCGGCAGGGGAGAUGAGAAUAGAGCCGUUCGAUUUCUCCACUCCUUCACCCGAUGAUGCCAUCCAAUCCGCCCUGAAAGGAGGACACGUGGCACCACGUGCUGCUGCCACGUCAGCAGCCUUGCCAGCUUCCUCGGCUGCAACGACAGCAGCGAAAAACGCCAACAGCAGCAGCAGCCGCGCGUCCAGCUCAGCAUCCCCUGCUGCUGACGUGGCAGCAGCAGGCGUUGGCAAGAUUCAGAUUACAGAAGGAAGCAAGAAAGAAGCUUCACCCAGUGCUGGCUUUAGCACAACUGCUACAGCUGCUACAGCCACAGCAGCCGCUGCAGGGGUGGGAGAGGGAGGAGGGGAGGGCAAGGGAGGGGAGGAUGAAGAGACGAGGAGACGGAAAGCUCUAGAGGCGUAUGAGGCGGAGGGGUGGAUUAAAGAGGGGUUGGAAGGAGGAGAUGGAAAGCCGACUCUGCACCUUAUUGUGCUGGGUCACGUGGAUGCGGGGAAAUCGACCAUCAUGGGCCACCUGUUGCACAAGCUGGGGCGAGUGAGCAACAAGGAGAUGCAUCGAGUGCAGAGAGAUGCGGCCAACCAGGGCAAGGGAUCAUUCGCGUUUGCAUGGGUGCUGGACGAGAGCAGCGAGGAGCGGGCGAGAGGGGUGACCAUGUCCGUGGCCAUGUCCCGAUUCGAAACCCCAAAGCUGAACGUGGUUCUGCUGGAUGCGCCCGGUCACAGAGACUUUGUGCCGUCCAUGAUUGCCGGCACUGCGCAGGCUGAUGCGGCCCUUCUAGUAAUCGACGCCACGCCAGGCGCGUUCGAGGCGGGUAUGGGAGGGGGCCAGGGGGGAGAGGACGUGGGGCAGAGCAAGGAGCACGCGCAGAUCGCCAGGAGCCUGGGGGUGGAGCAGCUGUGCGUGGUGGUCAACAAAAUGGACGCUGCCGGGUUCGAGCAGGGCGAGUUUGAGCGGAUCAAAGGCGUGCUGGGGCCGUUCCUGACCCGGCAGUGCGGGUUCCGGGAGGGUGGAGUGCGGUGGGUGCCCCUGAGUGGGCUGCAAGGGGAGAAUCUGGACUCGGCUCCGACCGACGACCGGCUGAAGAAAUGGUACACAGGUCCCACACUCCUAGAAGCCGUUGAUUCCUUCUCCCCCCUGCCCCGCGCCCUCAACCGCCCCCUGCGCCUGGCGAUAGCCGAAGUGCUCAAAACGAGAGGGCUGGGGCAGGCGGGUGUGGCGGGGAAGGUGGAGUGCGGAGCGAUGCGACCCGGUACCAAGGUCCUGGUAAUGCCAGGCUCCUUCCAGGCAUCUGUUAAAGCCCUAGAGAGGGACGAGUCACCGGUGGCAGCAGCAUGGGCGGGGGAGAGCGUGGACGUGGGGCUUCAGGGCGUGGAGGCCAAUCAGCUGCUGCCAGGUGGCGUGUUGUGCCACCCGGACUACCCCAUCCCUGUAGCUACUAGGGUGGAGGCGCGCCUUCUCACUCUCGACCUCAAGAUCCCUUUGCUUAGGGGCACCAACGCCAUUCUGCAUGCGCAUGCAGCCAAGGAGGCGUGUCGCAUCGCGACUCUCACAGCCAUUCUCGACGCCAAGACGGGAGCUGUUGCUAGAGCCAAGCCCAGAGCCGUGGGGUCCAACCAGAGUUGCAUUGUGGAGUUGUCUCUGGACCGGGGCGUGUGCCUGGAAGCCUACUCAGACUUCCGUGCGUUUGGCCGCAUCGCUCUGAGAGAGGGCGGCCGCACGCUGGCGGUUGGAAUCAUCAUGAGGAUUCUUGCCACGUCUGCAACGUAA
This is a messenger RNA of Closterium sp. Naga37s-1, 2130 nucleotides long. Lineage: Eukaryota; Viridiplantae; Streptophyta; Zygnematophyceae; Desmidiales; Closteriaceae. The record is from the annotation of a GenBank genome assembly.